Messenger RNA from Epithele typhae, 1683 nucleotides. RefSeq lists its product as uncharacterized. The record is from RefSeq and is a predicted model, not a curated record. Lineage: Eukaryota; Fungi; Basidiomycota; Agaricomycetes; Polyporales; Epitheliaceae. The transcript has 10 exons. Bases 1 to 1683 code for a protein of 560 amino acids.
AUGAUUCAUCUCGAUCACAAUCACCCCGCCUCGAUUCCCGGCCCUGCCAACCCACAAAACCUCGCCCUCUCGUCCCCCCACGCCGAUCAGCACCGAAUCCCGUCCUGGUCCUCCCCCUCCCGUGACGCCAGGCCGUUCCUUCCGGACUCCCAGGGACAUCCUUUUCUGACAACUCCCACCCCGGACCCAAACCCCAACCCCGACACAAGUGCAGACCCUGCCCCCGACGCCUCUGCCGACGCCCCCGCCCCCGCCCCCGCCCUCGACGCUGACGAGCCCCCCGUGCCCCAGCAGUCGUCUCCCGACCACCCAGGGGGCCCCUCCCCGCCUGCAGACAGCUCCUCCUCGCUCACGCCCCCUCCGGAUGCGACCACACCCCACCGCUCCAUGGACGCCCCCGAAGACCAGGAUGUCGCGGACAAGACCUCCCGCCAGUCCACGCCCCUCAGCGACCUCUCUUCCCCACCCGAGACCGCCCCCGACGAGAACGACACCCCGAAUGGCGCGCCGGAGAGCGUCGCGAGCGACGCCGGCGUGGCCGACGCGAAGUAUGCUGCGAAGGACGGCGCCAGCUCACCGGCGCGCGCGGCGUUUGCUACCGUGAAGCCCGAACCGAUGAGCAACCACCAGAGGCACGCUGGCGAAGGCCCGCUCGUCCCCAAAAGAGAGCCGUCCUUGGAUGGAAAGGCCGCGAAGCCUGACCCGAAGGUGGUGGCGAUAUUGGAGCUUAACUCCUUGUUGUUGGGCGUCACGAUGGAGAUGCAAAUGCGAGGAGUGACCAUGACGGAUGCUACCUUUCACCAGUAUUCAUCGCGUCUGCAGUCGAAUCUCACAUGGCUUGCCGCCGCCGCCGAUGAGACCCAUAAAACUAAUCCCCUUUCUGCAUCUACCCCCGUCCUACAACCUCCACCCAUCGUUGAGCACGCCGACAUGGAGCGCAUUGUCAAGUUGUAUCGCGAGCUGCCUACCGUCUUCGCCAAGGAAAUCGCUCGCCGGACAGCUGCCAGUGAAACCUUCAAUGGCAAUGCGAAGCGGGAGAGGCCCGACGAGAACGUGCUGGACCGUCAGGCCAGCAUACACAAGCGUCGCGACACCGGAGAGUCAAAACAUUUCGCCACCCCAGGUGCCGGCCCGUCCACGCCUAUCCCUCCCUCGCAGCCGAUGUUGCAGAUGGGGAAUGUCGCCGGCAUGCGCAUGGGCAGUCCAUCCAUGCCGCCCCCUCCCGUACCAUCAAGCGUGAUGUCCCCGCCGUCAAACAUGAACCCGGGCAUGAAUCCUGGCAUGAACUCCGGGAUGGCGAUGCCAAGUCUAGGAGACCAGCCUGGCAUGGCGAUGCAAAACCCGGGCCAAAAUCCGAUGGUGCAGCAGUUCUUCCAGAUAUUGAACACGCCAAACCAUCCGUUCCUGCAGCUGCUGAUACAGCAAAUCCCGAACUUUCAGUCAUUACCAAUGCAGGAAAAGCUCCAGAAGAUGCACAUGGCGCAGCACAUGAUCCGGCAACAGCGAUCUGCGUCGCAGGGUCAAGGCAGCGGUUCCAUGGGCAAUUUCCCAAUGCAAGCAGUCUUUCCCACAAGGCAGCGGUCAUCCAACGACCCACGAUCGAUGAUGACACCCCAGCAACAGCAGAUGCUGCAGCAAAUGAACCCACAACAACGCCAGCUCUUCCUCUUGCAACAGCAAUGA